CAAUUUGACAAAAGGCCGCCUCAACGUUAUGGUAAUUUAAGCGUUUUUGAAAUCGAGAAAAAAAUCGGUAAAGGACAAUUUUCGGAAGUUUUUCGUGCUCGUUGUAAGGAAGACAAUCGUUUGGUAGCGCUUAAAAAAUUAACCAUUCAGGUGCACGAUAUGGUAGAUUCGAAAGCUCGUCAAGAUUGCAUCAAAGAAAUCGACUUGCUGAAGCAACUUAAUCAUGUCAAUAUUAUUAGAUAUUAUGCCUCAUUCAUUGAAAACGAUCAGUUGAAUAUCGUACUUGAAUUAGCGGAUGCCGGUGAUCUUAGUCGAAUGAUUAGGCAUUUUAAAAAAAAUCGUCGUUUAAUUCCCGAGCGUACAAUUUGGAAGUAUUUCGUGCAGAUCGUCCGUGCACUUGACCAUAUGCAUUCGAAAAGAAUAAUGCAUCGAGAUAUUAAACCUGCAAAUGUUUUUAUAACAGCUGAUGGAAUAGUUAAACUCGGAGAUUUAGGACUUGGAAGGUUUUUCAGUUCAAAAACAACAGCAGCACAUUCGUUAGUUGGGACGCCUUAUUACAUGAGUCCAGAAAGAAUUCAAGAAGAUGGAUAUAAUUUUAAAUCAGAUUUAUGGAGUGUUGGAUGUUUAUUAUAUGAGAUGGCUGCUCUCCAACCUCCGUUUUAUGGCGAUAAAAUGAAUCUUUAUUCACUUUGUAAAAAAAUCGAAAGUGGUGAAUAUCCUCCUCUUCCAGCAGAUAUUUACUCACAGCAAUUGCGUAAUUUGAUUGCUCAUUGUAUUUCUUCGGAUCCUUGUAAGCGCCCGGAUAUUUCCCAAGUUUUAUCCAUUUCGGAGCAAGUGAAUUCAUAUUUUGAAGUAUAUUUUAUUUUUUAA
Molecule: messenger RNA, 870 nt
Organism: Dracunculus medinensis (Guinea worm)
Lineage: Eukaryota; Metazoa; Nematoda; Chromadorea; Rhabditida; Dracunculidae
Source: the annotation of a GenBank genome assembly